This is a messenger RNA of Aspergillus melleus, 1740 nucleotides long. RefSeq names its product putative plasma membrane zinc ion transporter (gene zrfD). The coding region runs from base 1 to 1740 and encodes 579 amino acids. NCBI's taxonomy places the organism in Eukaryota, Fungi, Ascomycota, Eurotiomycetes, Eurotiales, Aspergillaceae. Gene Ontology annotation, cellular component: plasma membrane. The transcript is spliced from 5 exons. Gene Ontology annotation, molecular function: zinc ion transmembrane transporter activity. Gene Ontology annotation, biological process: zinc ion transmembrane transport. The record is from RefSeq and is a predicted model, not a curated record.
AUGAAUUGCCCGUCUCGCACCGACGACACCCUGUGGCACUGCGAGUGGAACCAGAAUCCACCCUCGCUGGCCCCGGAUCUCACCACUCGCCAAGACCUGAAUGGCAUCUCUAAUGUCCGCCAGCGUGAGGACCGCGGAGGCUUGACCGGUGUAUCAUUUACCUGCUUCGACGAGGCAGGGGGCACGCCGAUACACCCUAUCGACCCCGAGAAAAAUACAUCUUUCCGGAAUGGGGUGUCUCUGACUCAGUCAGAACGCCCCGUUUACCCUUCGACCGGCGGUGCUGGUCAGGGGAAACCCCCGAAUAAUAUUCACUCAAUGCCUCAGACCCUGAAAGGUUGGGCACUAUGGCUGCUGUCGGUUCUAUUCACUGCGGCCCUUAUCUCUCACGACACUAUCUUGCGAUAUGUGUACUCUUUCCGAUCGCCUUCUAUCGAACUUGAACCAGUCGAACGUUCCUACGACGUGCCCCUUCUUCCGAAACGGGACUCCUGCGCUUCCAAUAACGUCAAAGGAAGCGAGUACAACACCCCUCUGCAUGUCGCAGCCCUCUUCAUCAUCUUGUCUGUGUCCACGCUCGCCUGCGUAUUCCCAGUGUUAGCCAGCUGGUCCCCUCGGAUGCGCAUUCCCGCCUCGUUUCUCUUCUUCGUCAGCCACUUCGGUACCGGCGUCCUCAUCGCCACAGCCUUUGUGCAUCUCCUGCCGACAGCAUUCCAGUCUCUCAAUGACCCCUGUCUGUCUAAAUUCUGGACUUCCGAUUACCCCGAAAUGCCGGGUGCCAUUGCCUUGGCCGGGAUCUUUCUUGUGACGGUCAUUGAAAUGGUAUUCAGUCCGGCCCGCCACUGCUGCCGCGGCGGCACCCGCCCCGGCGAACAGCCCGUUUACAUCUCGGGCGGCGAGACCGAGAAGGGCCCAUCCAUGCCCCAGAUCGACGUUACGGAUCACUCGACUGCCCUGGAAGGUGAGGGAGACGUCUCGCAGACGCAAUCGCAAGGCCAAGAUCUCGCGCAUCUUCGCGACAUGGGCCCGCUCAUGGGCCGCUCCUCCAGCAUGAGCCGUGCAAUCAACCGCAUGGGCGAAGACCCGGAACGCAUUUACCGUAUCUCCUCCGUCCCUGAGGAUCCGCAAUGCUGCGAGUCGCAGCAACCGUCGCAACAGCCUAAAACCGAGGCCGUCGCCCAGGACACAGAGCCUAAUGUCCACGACGAUAGCACAGACGAUGCACUCACGCUCAAUCCGCAGCAGAAACACAACAAGGCCGUGAUGCAGGUGUUUCUACUAGAGAUGGGAAUCCUGUUUCAUAGUGUUUUUAUUGGAAUGUCGCUCAGUGUGUCAGUGGGGAAUGAGUUUGUGAUUCUUUUGAUUGCGAUUGUUUUUCACCAAUCCUUCGAAGGUCUCGCUCUCGGCUCGCGCAUCGCCGCCCUCGACUGGCCCGAAAAAGCCCUCCAGCCAUGGCUCAUGUCUUUGGCCUAUGGAUGCACAACCCCAAUCGGCCAAGCCAUCGGCCUCGCCACCCACACACUCUACAGCCCGGACUCCGAAGUCGGCCUCCUGCUUGUCGGCACCAUGAACGCCAUCUCGGCUGGACUGCUCAUCUUCGCUUCGUUGGUGGAACUCAUGUCUGAGGACUUCCUGUCCGAUGAGAGUUGGCGCAUCUUGAGGGGACGGAAGAGGGUUUAUGCUUGUUUGUUGGUCUUUGGGGGCGCGUUCUGUAUGAGUUUGGUGGGGGCUUGGGCUUGA